This is a messenger RNA of Poecilia reticulata (guppy), 1183 nucleotides long. Lineage: Eukaryota; Metazoa; Chordata; Actinopteri; Cyprinodontiformes; Poeciliidae. The record is from RefSeq and is a predicted model, not a curated record.
GCUUUUGUCUAUGGCAAAAGAUACAAUAUCUUUAGAAGCCUGUCAUAGAAAGUGUUUGUUCAUAUCUUCUUUGGGCAGACUGGUGUUCCCUUUCAUUCACAYCUUAGUCCAGAUCCUGUAUCCAGUAUUUGCUUUGUAAAAUGAAGCCAAGUUCUUUUUUUCAUUAGGUCAUGUUUGAUUUAGGUUUCUGAUAGUCAGGGAGAGGUGACACAUCAGCACAUUCAGCAGGCAUAAAUAACAGUGUCUGAAYAUCGGAGAGACUGAGGAGAAGCAGAAGUUUGGAAUCGAGUUCAUUCCAGCUGCAGCAGUGAUCCACACUGACUCCAAGUUUUUAGUUUUAGCCAGUUCAACAGUAAGGAUGAAGCUGUCAUCAGUUCUCUUCCUCUUGGCUCCACUGCUGRUCAGCUGUCAAGUGGUCAAACUGCCAGCAAACUGUAAUGACGUCUACAAUGUGRACAAGACACGGCCCAGUGGAGUGUACACCAUCUAUCCAAGUGGAUCUACAUCUGCUGUUCAGGUUUACUGUGACAUGGACUCAGAGGGAGGAGGCUGGACGGUUUUCCAGAGGAGGAUGGAUGGCUCUGUAAACUUCUACAGAAACUGGCUUGAGUACAAGAGAGGCUUUGGAAACGCUACUGGAGAGUACUGGCUGGGUCUUGAUAACAUCCAUGAGUUGACACGACUUUUUUUGUGUCCUCUAAUGAUUUCUGCAGGAGACAGCCUUACCUAUCACAAUGAACAGAAAUUUACCACCUUUGACAAAGACCAGGACAAGUGGACAAGCGGCAACUGUGCCAGAUCAUAUCUGGGUGCUUUCUGGUACAAUGCUUGUCACCAGGCAAACCCUAAUGGUGUUUAUCGCUGGGGAGCUGACAAUGCCCUGUUUGCUGUUGGAGUGGAAUGGUUUUUCUGGAAGGGAUAUGAUUACUCCCUGAAGAGCAUCAGCAUGAAAAUUCGUCCUGCCAAAUAAAUCUGCAGGUCAAACACUCAGCAAAACAUAAUGAGUUGUUUUUUACUCAAAUAAAAUGCAAUCAUUAGAUUGCAAUCAAUCAAAAGUGUACAUGAUUACCUCUAGCUUUAAUGUAAUUCAGUUGAUUGUGGUUAAAAUGUUUUUGGUGAGGGUUUGCUGCAUGUAAUCCAUUUUUCUUCUGCUCUAUGAUAAUAAAUAAGAAGCAAAUGGCUA